AGAGGAAGACCGUGUGGCUAUUCACGAAGCCAUGGAGCAACAGACUAUCUCCAUUGCCAAAGCAGGCAUCACAACCAUCCUCAACACUCGUACCAGCGUGUUAGCCGCUGCCAACUCGACAUUCGGACGUUGGGAUGACAGCAAGGAUACGGAGAGUAAUAUUGACUUCCAGGUAUGGCUGAAAUUUACAUGCUAG
This is a messenger RNA of Sphaeroforma arctica JP610, 196 nucleotides long. RefSeq lists its product as hypothetical. The record is from RefSeq and is a predicted model, not a curated record. The transcript has a single exon. The annotation marks the transcript as partial. Gene Ontology annotation, cellular component: MCM complex; nucleus. Lineage: Eukaryota; Ichthyosporea; Ichthyophonida. Gene Ontology annotation, biological process: double-strand break repair via break-induced replication; DNA replication initiation. Gene Ontology annotation, molecular function: ATP binding; single-stranded DNA helicase activity; single-stranded DNA binding.